Striga asiatica is the source of this 1561-nucleotide messenger RNA. The record is from the annotation of a GenBank genome assembly. Lineage: Eukaryota; Viridiplantae; Streptophyta; Magnoliopsida; Lamiales; Orobanchaceae.
ACGAACAUAAAUAAAUAAUAUGCUAAUAUUUUGCAGAGAGCUUUGGAUGCCAAACACAAUGCUUCACUGAUACGAGACCACGAAUUUAGAGAGAGAAAGUGCGACAAAUGGCGGACUCCAGCGACUCAGUCUCCGUCGAUAUGGAGUCACUUCCGUUCGCCGGAAAGGAGCAUAUUGUGGAAACUGGUUAUGGUUCUGUGUCGGUGGCUGUUUUUGGAGACCAGGACAAGCCUGCGCUAAUUACCUAUCCUGAUUUGGCUUUAAACUAUGCACUUUCUCUACUUCUCCACAACUUUUGCAUUUAUCACAUCAGUCCUCCAGGACAUGAGCUAGGAGCUGAUGUUGUGGGGCCUGAUGAGCAGUUGUUGUCUGUCGAUGAUUUAGCUGAUCAGAUUGCUGAAAUCCUUGACUAUUUUGGUUUCCAAUUUCAGCCACUUUUAUUAUACGUUACUUUACUGCAGAUGAAAUACCCACAACGUGUUAUGGGUUUGAUACUUGUUUCCCCUCUAUGCAAAGCACCAUCCUGGACAGAGUGGCUGUACAAUAAGGUAUUAUCCAACUUACUUUACAUGUGUGGGAUGUGUGGUCUAGCAAAAGAGUUGUUGCUCAUACGGUAUUUCAGCAAGGAACAUCGGGGCAGUGUGGAUGUACCAGAAUCAGAUACCGUUCAAUCAUGCAGACGAUUGUUAGGAGAAAGGCAGAGCCCAAAUGUGCUUCGGUUUCUUGAAGCUAUCAACGGGAGACCAGAUAUCACCGAAGGCUUGAGGAACCUAAAGUGCCGAACUUUGAUAUUUGUUGGGGAAAACUCUCUUUUCCACUAUGAGGCCCUCCACAUGACAUCAAAGCUUGAUGGUAGAUUAAGCGCCUUGGUUGAGGUUCAAGCAUGUGGAUCGCUGGUUAGUGAAGAACAGCCAGAAGCUUUGUUGAUACCGUUGGAAUAUUUUCUCAUGGGGUAUGGCUUCUACAGACCGUCAGAAUCCAAUAUAAGCCCAAGAAGCCCGUUGAGCCCGACAUGCAUCUCUCCCGAGCUAUUCUCACCAGAAAGCAUGGGGCUGAAGCUAAAGCCAAUCAAAACCAAGAUUCAGGAACAAGUGUGAGAUCUUGAGAAAAGAUCGAAGGCAAGUUUUUCUAAGUUUUUUCUCUGUAUAAUAUGAAACCAAAGGACCUUGUUUGCAUGCACUAUUGGCUGGAUGGCGAUUUGUUGGGGGGAAAUUUCCAUGUAGAUGAAAUGGGGAAGGGAUAAAUUUAGUUUGAAAGAAGCAGAGGUAUUGUUUGUUAUAGAUAGGGGAAAGCUACACAAGGUGAUAUGAAAGUUUAGUGGAGAAUUAGACUUAAUAUUUUGUAUACCUUUGGAAUAAUUGUAAUACUUGUGAUAAUGAUAUAGCUGGAAAAUAAUAAAUCGCAACUUUGACUCAAUUGUUUCAUUUUAAUCCAUAAUAAAAACUAAAAAUCGAGUUGUUCGUUAGCAAACUCGGCAUGACCCAUUUAAACGACCGAGUUUGAUUAGCUGUGCAAGUUCGGUUUGUUCAAGUAAAUGAACUUGCCGAACUUGAGUUUUUAC